UCUUCUUUUGCAGACAAUUUCAUAAUUCAAGGCUUUUGAUUGUGAUGUAGCCUUAACCUUGGGCACUGCAAGCUGCUUUGAAAUGCAUCAGGUUCUACUCUGAUUGGGCUAGAAAUUCAUCAACAGGGCAUCUUGUGAUGAAAAUACCGACGUACAGGGUGAGAUCAUAUCUCGCGAGAACGAACGCGAUCCGCCCGUUUAAACACGGGCUGGAAACCCCGUCUUACCCUCUUCCUCUCGCUGUCCACAAGCAAGAUGCCUGGUGUCACAGUGAAAGACGUCAACCAGCAGGAGUUUGUCCGUGCCCUGUCGGCUUUCCUGAAGAAGUCAGGAAAGCUGAAGGUACCAGAUUGGGUGGACAUUGUCAAACUGGCCAAACACAAGGAGCUGGCCCCCAGCGACGAGAACUGGUUCUACACCAGAGCUGCUUCCACAGUGCGCCACCUGUACCUGCGUGGGGGUGCCGGUGUGGGCUCCAUGACCAAAAUUUAUGGUGGUCGCCAGAGGAACGGUGUGUGUCCCGCCCACUUCAGUGUUGGCUCCAAAAACGUGGCCCGCAAGGUGCUGCAGGCCCUCGAGCUUCUGAAGAUGGUGGAGAAGAACCCCAACGGUGGUCGCAGACUAACCGCCCAGGGAACCAGAGAUCUGGACAGGAUUGCUGGCCAGGUUGCAGCUGCGAAGUUGCCCCCGAAGGCUGCCCCCACAGUUUAAUAAAUAUUUUUUGGAGAAGGUGAAA
Messenger RNA from Oncorhynchus kisutch (coho salmon), 736 nucleotides. RefSeq names its product 40S ribosomal protein S19. Bases 256 to 711 code for a protein of 151 amino acids. Gene Ontology annotation, molecular function: RNA binding; structural constituent of ribosome. Gene Ontology annotation, cellular component: ribosome; cytosolic small ribosomal subunit. The transcript has 6 exons. The record is from RefSeq and is a predicted model, not a curated record. Gene Ontology annotation, biological process: translation; ribosomal small subunit assembly. Lineage: Eukaryota; Metazoa; Chordata; Actinopteri; Salmoniformes; Salmonidae.